Molecule: messenger RNA, 1296 nt
Organism: Chenopodium quinoa (quinoa)
Lineage: Eukaryota; Viridiplantae; Streptophyta; Magnoliopsida; Caryophyllales; Amaranthaceae
Exons: 2
Coding region: 662-1285 (207 amino acids)
Source: RefSeq, a predicted model, not a curated record
UGGGGGACACUUGGCAGGACCUGAUUGGCCCACGUGGCGCAUUCCGAUUGGUGGGAGCAAAAUCCCCUAAUCAGGUAGUACUUCUCGGAAGAAAGCACGAAAGUGCAACGGUAUUGAUCUGUUUAAAAAAACAUUGUCAUUUAUACUGUAUUGUGCUUUCUUUUUUGACCUGACUGAUCUUUGGUUCUGCAAUAUAUCAGCUUGUCCUAAGGCAACAAUUGGUUUGCCACUGCCUCUAGGCCCUUUGACUUUGGGGCCUUCACAUUAUUGCAAUCACUGUGGUGCCAAGAAAUUUGCAACAGAAACUGUCAAAUUUUGUUGUCGAGAUGGAGAAAUUGAGAUUGCUGUUAAUGAGUAUCCCCCAGAACUUGUUCGUUUGCUUACAUCUGAAGAAGAAGAUGCUGUACAUUUUAGAACAUAUGCUCGCUUGUAUAAUAAUUUGUUCGCAUUUAGUUCAAUUGGAGGGAAUUUUGAUGCUAGCACUUACAUAGGAAUAUAUGUGUUUAAGUUGCAUGGACAACUAUAUCACUUUUUACCUGAUUUGCUACCUGGAGAUGAUACACCAAAAUAUUUGCAGUUAUAUUUUUAUGAUGGCCAGCAAGAAGCAUCUAAGCGUUCAGGUUGUUUCCCAGAAUUGCGAGAAGAUAUCAUUGCUAUUCUUAUGCGUGUGUCGGAACUAAAUCCAUAUGCUCGCUUUUUCCGAUCUUUAAAGGGGAUUGAUGUUUCUGAAGAUACACGGAUUAUUCUUAACCAGCACACUGUACGUGACCAGCGUGUUUACAAUGCUCCCACAAGUGAUGAAGUGGCUGUAACCUGGCCUGAGACGACAUCAUCAAGUGAGAGCUUUGGCCCUCACAUUCUUGUUUAUGGUAAAUCUGCUACGUCUCAUCGGAUUUAUCACCACUAUGGAUGUUAUGACCCAUUGCAAUACCCACUACUUUUCCCAUAUGGAGAGUGUGGGUGGAAUCAGGGCCUUAAGAAGAAGUCUUGUAAUGGGCGUGGACAAGCUGCUGUCCAAACAGAACCAGUAAUGACUUGUGCUGUGCAGAAUGUUGAUGAUUUACUUCAACAAGAGGCUUCAAGAGCAUCUAACAGACGGACUAGAGCAGAUAAUCUCAUAUCUCCAAGAGAGUACUAUGCAUACAAGCUGCAGAUACGUACUAACAAUAUGUUGCUACGUGGUGGGAAGUGUUUUCAGCAAUACAUAGUUGAUAUGUAUGUAAAGGUUGAAAAUACCCGGCUUGAUUUUUUCCGCAACAAUCAAGAUAGUAUAAGAGCUGAUUAAUAUCAAGGCAU